AUGAUUAUUUGUAAAUUAGGUAAUAUUUCGGGACCGAUCGUCAAAAUUUUUUACACUAACCAUAAUGAAAAACACCGUAAAAUGAAAAGGCAAGCCCAAGAGGAGCAACCGAACAGCUCCCUUGUACUACUUUUAACUUUCCCCUACGUCUUGUUGAACCAAAGAAAAUACAGCAGCCAACAAAACCUAAACUUCCACCUUCUUUUGAUCUGAAAAAUGUGGGUGAGAUUAGGUUGGGAAUCAGUAGAAUUGCAAAGUUGUGGGUCAAGAUGUAUGCUCAUACCCUGAAUCCUCUACAUUGCUUCGCACUGAUCUCAGUCCGGCGGACGACACAGUCACAACUACCUCUUCAUUCCAAUAAUACAGCUCAAACUCUCUUGUGCCACUUUAUUUUUGUUCUGUGAACAUGCAACAAUGUGCAGCUGCUCAAUGACAGAAAUAAUUGGUCAAGGUACUUAAUUGAUGAGAAUUUUAUCGUUGGGAUCUAAAUGAUAAAAAAGAUGUCCAACUUUGAAGCUAAGAACUUCUGCAAGGUUUACCUCGCCACACACAGCCUUCACUCCACGCUCAUCCCAGCUACUGCUAUAGUCUGUCCAUUGACGCCUGCAACAGCCACCCUUAGAAAUUGUAAUGGUCAGUGCUGGCAAGUGGACUUGGUCAAAUGUGAUAACAAGAUGUAUUUUCGUAAGGGAUGGAGAAGAUUCAUCGAUGAAAACUCUGUAGUGGAUGGGAAUUUUUUAAUUUUCAAUUAUGUCGGUGGUUGUGUGUUCGAUGUGAAAAUAUAUGAGUUUGAUGCUUGUGAGAAGAGCAUACCUUAUGUGGUGUCGGAAGAUGAAGAAUCAGAGUCAGAAUCAGAAUCAGAAGAUGAUGAUAGUAAUAGCGAUGAUGCUAUGAACGAUGAAGAAGCUGAUUCUAUGGAGGUUGAGGAUGAGGAGAUCCAUCCAGAAGAUUAUGUUCAACAUUUGAAUCCUUAUUUUGUGGCGAAGACCACAAAGUCUUCACAGAGGAUGAACGAACUGUAUAUUCCAACUGGUAUAGCCAAAGAUUUUGGAGUGAGUUUAGAAGACGGGGAGAAAAUUACAUUUGUUGACCCAUACAACCGGAAAAGCAUUGGGAAGGUUGUGAAAUGGAAGGACCAACGAACAUGCAUAAAGGGGUGGAGAAGUGUGUUGAAUCGAAACAAAGUCAAUCUGGAGCGUGACACCUGCAUUUGUGAAUUCCUGCUCGAAAACGGACAACAAGCUGAAAUUGGUGUGCAAACCAAGUCCAUCCAAGUUCAUGUUAUUAGUCGCUGGAAACCUUCCGAGUCGGGGAUAAAGGCUAGCAAGAAGCAAAAGCAAAAGUGAAAACAUAUUUAGACAUGGGUAGAUUUAUUAGGACAUGGUUUGUAGUUGAGGUGUAAAGGUUUAAUGCUUUCGAAAAUGAAUAUUUAGGAUUGCCCUCUCUUUUACUUGCAAUGUUGUUUGGUCAAUUAUUCAGGAUUGUAGCAAUCAUAUCUAUGUAUAUAUACUGUUUCAUUGGAAA
Molecule: messenger RNA, 1524 nt
Organism: Gossypium arboreum
Lineage: Eukaryota; Viridiplantae; Streptophyta; Magnoliopsida; Malvales; Malvaceae
Product: B3 domain-containing protein At4g34400-like
Exons: 4
Coding region: 489-1346 (285 amino acids)
Molecular function (GO): DNA binding
Source: RefSeq, a predicted model, not a curated record